Messenger RNA from Calliphora vicina (urban bluebottle blowfly), 687 nucleotides. RefSeq lists its product as uncharacterized. Lineage: Eukaryota; Metazoa; Arthropoda; Insecta; Diptera; Calliphoridae. The coding region runs from base 1 to 687 and encodes 228 amino acids. The transcript has a single exon. The record is from RefSeq and is a predicted model, not a curated record.
AUGAUUGGCCUGGGCGAGGAAGUGGUUGCAGAUCCUUUUUAUACGGUACCACAAAAUUCCACAACAAACGUCAAUCAAAAAUUGGAAUUGCAUGAACUACAACCCUUGGAAAAUUCAACGAAAAAUGUAAAACAAAAAAACUGUCAAUGUCCCCAUUGUGAAAAUAUGGCCAAGAAUUUCCUUUAUCUAGAGAGUCUUAUACGCUCGAAUCACAAUGCCAGCAAUAACUGCAAUGUUUGUCACUCAUCUCUGCAAUAUCUGGAGUAUGUCAAUAAGAGCAUUAUGAAAGUAUUUGGUAACUUUGAUGCUGUGGCACAAGCAGCCAAAGCAUUUGGCCAUAAUAUUAAACCCAAAACAAAACUGGCCAAAUUACGCAGUAGCCAUGCUAAAAGACUUACAGCGUCUAAUCAGUUAAGUCCGAAACAGAUUGCUUCACAUCAUGUUAGGAAAAUGCCAUCAAAUGUUCUGAAGGCUGGGAGAAAGGUUCAAGGUAGUUUUAGCAAAAAUGCAAUUGGUAGUUCGAGGAAACGUAAUAAGAAAUCGAAAUUUAAAAAGAUUGCCAGUAAGCAUAGCGAGGUAAAACCGAUGUCGUUGACUAAUGUAUUGAAGCUAAAGAAAGAGAAAAAGUUAAAGGCUUUAAGAAGUAAAACUAAAAAUUUAUUGCACAAACUUAAAUCAAAGAAAUAG